AUGAACCUCUGGAUUCCACGAGCAAGCUUGUCCCCAAAAGUGAAGGCUGCCUUGAAGACAACUACAACUGUGACUCGUGUUACCCGUGGUUCCAUCCACCCCAGUGGUUCGUUCAUCAGGUUGACCGACGGGAAGAUUACGAGCAAGAAGCGGAUGCCGGGUAUCUUGCAACUUCAGUCGGAUGAACCUUGGGAAUGGGGGCAGACUUUGGCGGACUGGCAAGACGAAAACCACGCUCUAGUGAUCAACUCGGAGAAAGCGCGGAAACAAGAACAAGUCCACAUGCAUGUCUGUCCUGUGUUCGCAGGAAGUACAAAUCCGCCUCGGCGACCUGUUCAGGACACACUGAGUGACUUGACGAGGUCAGACUAUACGUCGCUGAAAGCUGUCCCAGGUCGUGAUUGGCUUUGCAAGGUUGAACCCACAAAGUAUGCCCACUUCAAAGGUGUGACGUCGGAAAUUCAGUCAAAGACUGCGUCACUUCCCGAUGGAUGUAAAUGUCUGGUGGGUGCCGCUGUGGUGGUCGACAAGCGCGAUUACACAUGGUUGUCUCACUACUACAUCGGAGUCUACUCAGGGACAAUUUUGUGUAUAAAUGCCACAUUCGAGGCACAAUCACUGGAGCUUGAUAUACUGCAGAAAUGGGUUUCUUCGGGCUAUCUUGAGCCUACCGAGUCUUGGUCACGGGUUACUGUUACUCGAAUAGAAGAGAAUGGAACACUGUGA
Messenger RNA from Penicillium odoratum, 726 nucleotides. RefSeq lists its product as uncharacterized. Bases 1 to 726 code for a protein of 241 amino acids. The transcript has 2 exons. The record is from RefSeq and is a predicted model, not a curated record. NCBI's taxonomy places the organism in Eukaryota, Fungi, Ascomycota, Eurotiomycetes, Eurotiales, Aspergillaceae.